Diachasma alloeum is the source of this 1463-nucleotide messenger RNA. RefSeq names its product putative inositol monophosphatase 3. Lineage: Eukaryota; Metazoa; Arthropoda; Insecta; Hymenoptera; Braconidae. Gene Ontology annotation, molecular function: 3'-nucleotidase activity. The record is from RefSeq and is a predicted model, not a curated record. Gene Ontology annotation, biological process: phosphatidylinositol phosphate biosynthetic process. The coding region runs from base 162 to 1181 and encodes 339 amino acids. The transcript has 4 exons. Gene Ontology annotation, cellular component: endomembrane system.
UCUAUUCAAACGAAACGUCACUGCUUCGUGUGCUGUGAGUUUAAUUAAAAAUGGCGGUAGAAUGGCAAAUUUUGUUAUGAGUCUGAUGAUAACCGAGUCCAGUGGAGAGUUAAUCAUCGGGAAAAACUAAAGAAUAAGUGAAAUAGUUUGAACAAUUUACCAUGACAAUAAACAUAGGAGCUAAUCUAAGGAUUCAUAGACUAGGAUUAUGCAUAACCGUCAUCCUCCUGAUUCUCCUGUACCUCUACGCAAUUCGUCAGUCAUCGUACCUUGCAUCAAAGUCGAGUAAUGAUUUUGUUUCUCUGAAAUUGUUGUUAGCCGGCGCUAUCAAAGCAGCUGAGAUCGGGGGCAUUGAGGUGGUUGGGGUCCACGAGAAGUCGAAGCUGGGGAUUGAGAGUAAGGGGAAGACCAAGGAGGGAAUCGAUGACCCGGUGACAUUGGCGGACUACAGGUCCCACUGUACCAUGUACAAUUAUUUGUCCUCCACUUUUCCCUCGGUUACGGUUAUUUCUGAGGAGAGGAGCAAGGAUUGCGAUGAGGUGGUCAUGCCCAGGGGCACUGAGGACUCGACCAUUUUGGAACAGGUGGACUCGGGGUGGGACGUCGCUGUUGAUCCGGAGCAUGUGACUGUUUGGAUCGAUCCUCUCGAUGCUACUAAAGAAUAUACAGAAAACUUGUUGGAGUAUGUCACCACAAUGGUUUGCAUCGCUGUGAAAGGCGUUCCAGUCAUAGGAAUUAUUCACAAACCCUUCAUUCCCAAGCAGACGUACUGGGCUUGGGCUUUCCAUGGAUCUUCCAAGAAUUUACAAAGUUUCUCUGCUAAAAAAGUACCGAGGGACCCUAUCUUAAUCGUUUCAAGAUCCCACGCCGGGAAAGUCCACAAUGCUUCCAAAACCGCGCUAGGAGAGAAUGUGAAAAUAAUUUCGGCUGCUGGUGCUGGAUACAAAUUCUUGGAAGUUGCAGUUGGCAAUGCCACUGCUUACGUGCAUAUGACAGCCAUCAAGAAGUGGGAUGUGUGUGCUGGAGCAGCCAUUAUCAAGGCACUCGGAGGUACUGUAUCCUCAUUAUCAGGAGACACCCAACUAGAUUUCGGAGCCACUGACUCAAUGGUCCUUGAAGAUGGUCUCCUGGCGACAAUGAGGAGUCACAAGUGGUAUCUGGACAAAUUCAACAACAUUUGAAAUUCAUUCAUCUCCUUCCAUCACGGAUGAACCUUGUGAAAUUGUUGACUGAUAUCAUCUCGACACCUAGUCACUCGUAUCAUGCAUCAUAAUUAAAAUUAUAAAGACGUAUUCCAAGAAAUCGAAUUUCCACGGAUAAUAACUAAGGAGAGGAGGGAAUUUCGAAAAUUUCUUCCUGAAAAUGUAAUUAAAUUUUAUAAAUUAUUAUCUAAUUCUUAUCUGUUUAUUAACGGAAGCUUCGAGUAGCAAAUUGUAGAAUAAAAAAUUGACGAAAGGAAAGGA